Messenger RNA from Brassica rapa (field mustard), 759 nucleotides. RefSeq lists its product as uncharacterized. Lineage: Eukaryota; Viridiplantae; Streptophyta; Magnoliopsida; Brassicales; Brassicaceae. The record is from RefSeq and is a predicted model, not a curated record.
AUGGCGUUCACUCUUCUUAGCGACUUGAAAGCCGGCCGAUGCUCCAAUACCGCGGAGGUCCGUCUGCUGAGGGUUUGGGAGGCUAGGAAUAUCAACAAGGGCAUGGAGCUAAUGAGUCUUGACAUGUUGCUAAUCGAUGAGAACUCUACUGUCGUGCACGGAACUGUCUCUGCCCUUCUCCAGCUUAGGUUCAGACCACGUAUGACGGAGGGAUCUGUAUACACACUAAGCGGCUUCGAUGUGACGCGCAGCAGCCCGAAAUACCGGCUAUCUGAUGCGCCAGUAGCCAUUCGUUUCAAUGAUGGCACCGAAUUUGAAAAGCUAGCAACGACAUCUCGGACGAUACCCACGGAGCACUUCCGUUUCCGACCGUACGACCAGAUACUUGGACUAGCCAACACUGGCAGACAACUCCCUGACGUAAUGGGAGAGCUUAGUGCAAUUAGGAGCACAAUAACUGACCGUAUCCCUGGGGCUCAGCGCGUAAUGCUUAACUUGCGUCUUGAGAGCGAUACUACUGUGUGUGUUAGUAUCUUUGACUCCUUGGCCCUUGCAUUCCAUAGCAAGCUCGAUGUGUACGGAAAAGAGCCAAGGAUCGUUGUUGUAACAGCCGUGAAUCCUAAGUUGGUUUCAGGAAAGUUAUAUUUGAAUGGCACUUCUGCGACACGUGUUUUUUUUGAUUCCGAAACCGCUGUUACCAAGUGGUGGUACAGACCAGGCAGGGUCUUCAUCCAAGGUGGUUCACGCACAGAAGAUUGA